CAUUACUGAAAGUAUAACUAUUUCUUCUACUAAAACCAUAACUACUGAAGUUACUAAUUACAUAAGUGUAUCAAAUUAUUUUACAAUUACUACUACAGAAUAUACAACAGAAACUGAUAUCACCACCACAAUGAUAAAACUUUCAUUAAUAACCAUAACUGAUACUAGUUCUGUCUUGAGUACUUCAACUUCAAUCACAUUUACAACAGAAACUUCAAUCUUUUUCACAACAACUGUGAUUUCCACUAGUACAGUUACCUUAAUAGAAGACAAUAUAGUAACCAUAACUUUUACAUGUACUGAAACCAUAAUAGAACCUUUGACCAAUAUUACCUCAGUUACUUUGACUUUAUCAGAAACUGUUUUCAUUACUAAAACUACUAUUUAUCUGGAAUCUACCACCAUCACUGAAAAUUUUAUAACAACUGAAAUUGAUAUCAACACGCAAACUAUCACUUUAAUAAGUUCGACUACAUCUACAUCAACUUUAAUUCUUACAGUAAUCGAAGCAACAGUUACGACAACUACUAUCAAUGAGCUAUUCACUACACAGAUGACUGAAAUUGAAAUAUUAACUGAAUCCACUUCUUCCAUAUUAACUAAAUUAUCAACUAUAUUCACUACUGCCACUACAACAGAAACAUCUACUUUAAAAUCAACAGACACAAAAACUGAUCACACACUAACUCACCUCACAACUGUCAGCAUGACUGCUGUGACAACUGAAGUAGAAACUUCUACACAUUACAUCUCGGAAACGUAUACAUCAAGUGAAGCUUCUAUAGUCCCUCAUAUUGGAACUGAAACUUCCAUAGAAUAUACAACUUCAAAUGAUGCAAUUACCAGUUGCAAGAAUUACACUGAAACUAAAACAACUACUACUUGUAGCACUACUUUCUAA
Diversispora eburnea is the source of this 901-nucleotide messenger RNA. The record is from the annotation of a GenBank genome assembly. Lineage: Eukaryota; Fungi; Glomeromycota; Glomeromycetes; Diversisporales; Diversisporaceae.